Eimeria tenella is the source of this 1143-nucleotide messenger RNA. RefSeq lists its product as uncharacterized. The transcript has 4 exons. The annotation marks the transcript as partial. Gene Ontology annotation, biological process: transcription initiation at RNA polymerase II promoter. Lineage: Eukaryota; Apicomplexa; Conoidasida; Eucoccidiorida; Eimeriidae. The record is from RefSeq and is a predicted model, not a curated record.
GUGCACCAAUUCGCGCUGCCUCUAAUGGACUGUCUCCUCGCGCCGCUGCCGCAGCCGCCGUCUUUGUCGCUGUCUGCUGCAGCAGGUGCAGCAGCAGCAAGUGGGGGCGCGGGGACAGCAGCAGCAGCAGAGGCAGCAGCAGGUGCAGCAGCAGCAGCAGCAGCAGGGGAGGGGCUGUGCAUGGCGUUCACGCCGCAGCAGCUGCGGCUGCGGCGGAAAGCAGCAGCAGUUCUUGCUGCUCUUUUUGUGCGGGCGAGGCAGCAGCGGGAAGCUUUAGAUGCUGUUGAAGAAGCUGCUGCGCUGCAGCUGCUGCGCAGCUUAGUGCAUCCCAGCAGCAGCAUUGAAACAGCUUUAGGAGCAGCAAUUGGCAUCCGGGCCCUCGGCCGCAAGGCCGUGCUGCUGCUGCUGCUGCCGCAUGCGUCUUUGCUGCUGCAUGCACUCGAGCGCGGCCAGGAGCUCGCAGAGACCCAGAGGCUAGCGAUAUCUGCGAAGCUCGUGCAGAGCCACUCAGAUGCGGCCAAAAGCAGUUUGCUGCUGCUGCAGCAGCAAGUCCUUGACCACAGGGAGUUGCUAACGCGUUUGCUGCAAGACGAGCUCCUGGAUGCCGCCUUCACUGAACUGUCUGAGCAGCUUCUUGAGAAAGAACUUCACGCCUCAGACGGGCCGGAAGCUGCGCUGGGCCACAUCUUCGCAGUACUUGAGGAUGCUGAGGAAGGCCUCAGAGAUUCUUAUAUUCCAGUUGUUGCUGCAGCACUGCGCAGAGCAGCAGCAGCAGCAGCUGCUGCUGCUGCUGUGCGCGAAGCGUCGGCGCGCUGCGCCCUACUGACGCACGGAGAGCGGCAGCGGAUCCGACAGCAGCAGCAGGGCUUCAAACAGCAGCAGCAGCAGCAAGGGCAGCAGCAGCAGCAGCAGCAGCAGGAGCUGCGAAGGCAAAAAGAGGUUAAAGCCUUUGUAGAAAAAAUAGUGGCGCUGCUCACCAAAAUGAAGCAGCAGGCGCAGAUGCAGCAGGAACACGAUCAGCAGCACCAGCUGUUCACGCAGCCGCAGCAGCAGCAGCAGCAGCAGCAGCAGCAGGCCUCCUUCUCUUCCCUAGGGGACAUAUCACGGUGCAUGGGCAGCGCCUUGCUGGAGAUGGUUGUCUAA